UUUUAACUUCCCACACCUCCCACGUCUUGUUCCUGAACGCAUCCCCCAUCACACGAUCAUCAUCAGCCUCUCCCGUCAUCUGCUUUAGUGGCCUCAUCCCAGUCCUAUAUAUUUCGCCGAACCUUCGAAGCCUUCCAUCCUUCUAGAUUACCCAGGUGAAACGUCACUAGCAGCAAACAUGUCGUACGCAGAUGUCGCGGCGAAGAACGCCCACCAAAGUCCUGAAGAGGCGUAAGUUAUAUCUCGAGCAGACCAUCCUGGCCGUCGUGGCGUCACCAAGAAUGCGCGUGUACAUGGGCAAGCAAUGUGCGGGCAGAGUUUCAUCAUGUUGCCUAUUCUGCACGGGCGAAUAUUGCUGGACGCAUUGAAGCUCCCAAAGUCAGCGCAAUCUGGACUCACAGCGCUCCAACAUUCCGCUGAAAUGAAGCUUGAUCAACUUGCCGCUAUCCUUGUGACGGUGAUCUGUCAAAGACUAACGACAAAUCUCGCAGUCGCGCACCCCCUAUGCCAGAGAUAGUACACUCCGAGGUCACAUCCACAUCUUCCCUCAUCGAUGUCGACUCUCCACACGUCUCCUCCGUACCGUCAGACUACGAGUCUCAGGCUGUGAAGACGGAUACGCAAGCUGCCCGCUUAGAACGCGAAGCCGAGGACGCAAAGAUGAAGGCUGAGACGGAGGCGAAGAAGGCUAAAUCUAAGGCACAGAGCAAGCUCAGCAAGGGCAGCAAGAACGUGCAGAACAACCCUGUGUUCUUUGGCAACGCUGUGCUCGUGGGUGUGCUCGGGACAGUGCUAGGUAUUGGAGCGUACAAGAAGUACUCCAGCGGAGAUUUGGACUGGAAGACUGCAGGUGUUUGGGCCGGCGUCGUGGGCUUGUUCGCUGGAGUCGAUUAUUGGGCAACAAGUUUUCUUUACAAGAAGUACCCGCCGAAGAAAUAACGUAAUGACCUAAGGUAUCGAGGGAUACAUGGCAAGCACAUUGAUAGACGUUUGCUUGCUACGCUGAGGCAGUUUGAGCAUGGGUAUGGUAUUAAUUUCAGUUCUGCAAAGGGCCAGUCAGGGAUCGGACGUUCGGUUAAGGAUUCGGCAUGUUCAUACGCAAAGACUCUUCUCAUUUUUGUCAGGGAAGCGAUAUAGCAAAGGCGUACGUCGUAGCUGUGAUGCUUCUGUGUGUCAUUUGUGUAGCAUUCACAUCUGUUAAUUUCGACUUCAGUUAACGCUAUCUCAUUACCCACAUCAAAUCCUUUUCCCCAGUCUCUAAUUUAGACUUACUCCUUUUCCCUGUCAGGCUCCGAUGCGUGCAGGAAGAAGCAUUUUCGCCUCAAAUCGAACAUUUGGAUUCGUUUCGUCUGUUCGGGAUCAUUUCGUUGGUAUCGUCGCUUGCACGCCUGUCACGAACUAAGCAACCCGAGUCCGUUGCAGACAUGCAAAAUUGUCAAACCCGACCCGACGAACCUCUCACGGCACAGAUUCAGUAUUUUCGUUUUGAUAGGUCACAUUCGCUUCAAAGCUGUGUUUCAUCAACG
Verruconis gallopava is the source of this 1526-nucleotide messenger RNA. RefSeq lists its product as uncharacterized. Gene Ontology annotation, molecular function: nascent polypeptide-associated complex binding. The transcript is spliced from 3 exons. The record is from RefSeq and is a predicted model, not a curated record. Bases 505 to 939 code for a protein of 144 amino acids. Gene Ontology annotation, cellular component: mitochondrial outer membrane. NCBI's taxonomy places the organism in Eukaryota, Fungi, Ascomycota, Dothideomycetes, Venturiales, Sympoventuriaceae.